AUGGGAGACGCCGACGACUUCCCGCCGUCCAACAACAACGGCCCCUCGGCCGCCCUGCAGGGAGGCCCGGGGCCGCUCGAGGAGGACGACCGCUCCAGGGCCCCCGAAAACGCUGCAGACGCGCGCCCUGCGCGAGACAGGUCGCGCGGUCAAGGUUCGCGGAGGCCAAGCGGCUCGCGCACUUGCGGGAAAUGCGGUGGACACCUCACAGGACAGUUUGUCAGAGCACUCGGCGAUACGUACCACCUGGAGUGCUUCACAUGCCACGACUGCGAUAAGAUCGUGGCCUCCAAGUUCUUCCCCGUCCCCGACCAGGGCCCGAACCAGUACCCACUGUGCGAGACGGACUACUUCCGCCGCCUCGACCUCCUCUGCUACGACUGCGGCGGAGCCCUGCGAGGCUCGUACAUAACCGCGCUUGACCGUAAAUAUCACAUUGAGCAUUUCACCUGUUCUGUCUGUCCGACGGUCUUCGGAGCGCAAGACAGCUACUACGAGCAUGAUGGCAGCGUCUACUGCCACUUCCACUACUCGACAAAGUUCGCCCAGCGCUGCAACGGCUGCCAGACGGCCAUUCUCAAGCAGUUCGUCGAGAUAUUCCGCAACGGCCAAAACCAACACUGGCACCCGGAGUGCUACAUGAUUCACAAGUUCUGGAACGUGCGUCUGCACUCGUCGGGGGAGCCUGUCGUCGACAAGGCGUUGGUCGUGGAAGAAGACAACGAGGAGCUCAGGAAGGACGUCCGCAUGGAGGAAGAGCGCGUCGAGGAACGGGUGAACUGGAUAUGGAAGACCCUCUCCGCCUUCGAAGAGCGCUCGGCCACCUGCAUCUCAGACAUGCUCUUGCACGUCAGCAACGGAGCCUACUUCGAUGGAGUUCUGGCUGCCAGGCGAUUCAUUGUGCACAUCGACCUUCUGUUUGAAGCCGCCGAUGAUCUCGACCGUUUACUGGUUGCCGAGACCCCUAAAGGUCUCUCCUACUCCCGGGAAGCGAAGCUGCUUUGUAAGAAGGUUGUGGCUUUCUUCCAGCUUCUGGCUCAAUCCCAGGACACUGGCGUGCGGAGGCUUGGUGUGACGCAGGAACUGUUGUCCCUUGUCACAGGUCUCGCUCACUACCUCAAGCUCCUUAUUAGGAUCUGUCUUCAGGGCGCGCUCAAGCUUGAGCGUGAGACUGGCAGUGCUCAAGGCCUCACGGCCUUUAUGGACCAGAUCAACGCUCUCGAACCGAAACUCGAGGCGGACGGUACGGCCGAGGCCGCUGCGGAUUCUGCGCUUCUUGUUCAGCGAGUAGCCGAUACUUGUCCGGUUUGCGACAAGCCGGUUGAGGAUAAGUGCAUGAAGCAGGGCAAUCGAGUCUUCCACGUCGCUUGCAUGGCGUGCCAGGAUUGUGACAAAGACUUGCGGGAGUUGCAUGAUGCCAGAUGGAGCAGCGUUCAUGAAAGGCUUCUCUGCACGCAAUGUGCGACGAGUGUCUCGGACGCUGAAUCUGGCUUUGUACAAGUCACGAGGUUGAGGCAAUAUAUUCACCUCUUGAGGGUGGCUCACGCAAGGCUUCUAGCGACCCUGCGCACUAGUGGUGCGCUGCCACAUACUUCAGGCCUAGAUGACCCGAACUUGAUGGACUAUGAUUCCAACUCAGGCCAUCGUCUUUCUCCGGCGGGCUCUGACGCUGCAGAUCCGCCUCUGCUUCGCUCAGAUACGCGCUCCAAGUCAUACACCGGUCACAACUCCGGCGCUGCCCACGCCGCAAACUCCUCUUACGAGCAGACGCUUGGCGACAUCCGACGACUCCGGUCUACCAGACUGGAUAAGCAUCUUUCAAACACCAUGAAGCGCCCGCGGCAAUCUACAGUCAUGGACGGCCCAGCAGGCGUCCGUCCUGGCUCUGCCGGCGACGCGACUGAAGGAACAUCCCAGGCAAUGCGUAUCGAACAAUCGCGCGAGCAGGCUAACGACACCCGCCCCCUGACCUUUGGCUCCAACGGAAUCGCACUGGAUGACAUUCCGCGUAUCGUUGCCGCCGAGCAGGCCAAGGAUCAACGACCAAAUGCAGCGAGAUAUGCGCGGGAUCACCUUGUUGGCCAAGAACCGAAGCCCAAGCUUGUUAACGGCCACCGCAGGGAUGUCUCUGGGGCUAACGAGCUCGACAAGGCAAUUGCUGCUGGUGAAACUCAUACGGGCGGAAAGAAGUACUUCUCAGAGCUCACUGCUUUGGAAUACUUUAUCGUACGCCACGUUGCUGUACUUUCCAUGGAGCCCUUGCUCGAAGGCCACUUUAACCAAGAAGAGCUUCUUGAGCUGAUCGAGAGCCAGAAGCGGCCCAACUUCUGGAAUAAGUUCGGCAAAGCCUUCCAGGGAGGGAAGCAGAAAGAGCCCAAGGGCGCCAAGGGGAAGAAGGGUGUCUUCGGUAAAGCCUUGGAGUAUGUUGUCGAAAGGGAUGGUGCCGAAUCGACUGAUUGCGUGGGUCCUGGUACGCUCAAGGUCCCUGCCCUGGUUCAAGAUGCUGUCUCGGCCAUGCGCACAAUGGACAUGUCUGUCGAAGGUGUCUUCCGUAAGAACGGCAACAUCAAGCGCCUAAGGGAACUCACGGAGGAGAUCGAUGCCAAGGGUGGUGAUGCUGUCGACCUGACGCGGGAGAGCCCCGUCCAGGUUGCAGCAUUGCUCAAGAAGUUCCUUCGUGAACUACCGGAUCCUGUCAUGACGUUCAAGUUACAUCGCCUCUUCAUCACUGGAGCCAAAAUUCCGGACGAAGACAAGCGUCGGCGCGUGCUUCACCUGACGUGUUGCUUGAUGCCCAAGGUUCAUCGUGAUACGAUGGAAGUUUUGUUCACCUUCAUGAACUGGGUCUCUUCCUUCCAUACCGUGGACGAGGAGACAGGAUCAAAGAUGGACAUCCACAACCUUGCCACGGUCAUUGCGCCUAAUAUCCUUUACUCUAGCACCAAGAGCCCCGACAUGGAUAGCAGCUUCCUCGCCAUUGAGGCAGUGCAUACGCUGAUACAGUGCAACGAUUCCAUGUGCGAGGUUCCGGAAGACUUGCAGUCCAUUCUGACCGACUCGUCAAUGUUCGACCUCAGCGCGGAGCUUACCACUAAGGAAAUUCUCAAGCGUGUCGGCGAGCUCGGCAAGAUUCCGCAGACCACAGUGCAAACAAUCCCUGCUCAGCACAACUCCGGCCGCUCGUCGACUCCUGUGGUUGCGCGCAUCGAGACGGAUCCUGCAUCCUGGCAGACCGAGAGCUCCGUGCGACAUGUUGGCGGCAAUGGCCCAGGUAAAAAUAACCCGAACCAAGGCCCUUCCAAUAGCCAUCAUAACGGUCAUCAACAGAAUCAUAAUAACAAUCUGGGCGCUCCCAACCCACCGUAUGCGCACCCCUCAUCCUCACCCGAGUCUCAGGGCAGUCACGGCAGCCGUGGCGGGUCCCCUAGUCGGUACUAUCAGCAGCACAGACCACCCCAGGGGCCUUCUCGUCCGGGUCACGUUGCACCCACUGGGGCAACGUGA
Aplosporella prunicola CBS 121167 is the source of this 3504-nucleotide messenger RNA. RefSeq lists its product as uncharacterized. The record is from RefSeq and is a predicted model, not a curated record. Lineage: Eukaryota; Fungi; Ascomycota; Dothideomycetes; Botryosphaeriales; Aplosporellaceae. Gene Ontology annotation, cellular component: cytoplasm. Bases 1 to 3504 code for a protein of 1167 amino acids. The transcript has 6 exons. Gene Ontology annotation, biological process: signal transduction; actin cytoskeleton organization.